Molecule: messenger RNA, 1620 nt
Organism: Hypoxylon fragiforme
Lineage: Eukaryota; Fungi; Ascomycota; Sordariomycetes; Xylariales; Hypoxylaceae
Exons: 3
Coding region: 408-1577 (389 amino acids)
Source: RefSeq, a predicted model, not a curated record
GAUGUGUCGUGUUUAGGCGUGUUAGACCCGCGACCCCUGUGCCGUAGAAGAGGAAAUAAUCCUCUGAUCCUUGACAGCUGCCUUGCUAGAGUCUAAACACUACUUGCCUGGACCCUGAAUGCUGGGUUUACCCUUGAUCAUUUUGGGUCUCUGUUAGCUGGGGCGCGAGUCUUCCAGAAGAAUUCUUUUUGUUCCGUUCCCGUCUUUCAACCUUCUCACCCCGUUCGCUCGUUUGCUCGUUGGUCAGUGGUUAGUGGUUGGUUGUCGUACAUGUCAAAUUUCGGCCGCCAUCACCACUUCCUUUCCCGAGAUAAGAAUAAUAAGAAUAAUCAAAUAAAAGUCGACGGGUUCAACCACCACGCCCGGCUUCCCUCGUCGGUGAUGAAGACUUUGAUACUAGACACGACAUGUCUAUCGUCCAUGCCCGUCUCUCCAUCUCACCCAGCGGCCAUGGUUAUGCAGCCUCAGCGUCUACUCGGAUCGAGACAGACACAGUACCGCUCUCAGUGGAGGGAUCACAUAUUAUUAUAUCGAGUGUGAUACUAAUUGUCCUGACAGCACUAUGGACUUGUAUGCGGAUCUGGUGUGUUAAGCAGAGCGGCCGGGGAUUCGUGAUAGAGGAUGGUCUAAGUAUUGCUGCCGUAAUAUUAUUUUACGGCCUUAUAGCAACCGACUUCGUCAUGGUAUUUUCAGGUGGUUUGGGGUAUCACGUCAACGAGCUACAGGAAUGGCAUUUGGUCCGACUUUUAAAGGCCGUCUAUGCUCAUCAAUUCUUAUAUGUCGCUUCGUUGGGCCUCGUCAAGAUAAGCGUUAUUCUUAUGUUUAUGCGCAUCUUCUUUGCCGGUCGGUGCCAAUUCGCUGCUAUAGCCAUUAUGGCCUUGACUAUCGCCUGGAUGUUUUUGGCUAUACUUGUCGAACUGCUGCUCUGCCACCCGGUCAGGAUGAAUUGGAACCUUCAACCCCCCGAUGGUACAUGCGGGGACCACAAAGCCUCCUUUGCGGCAGUCGGUAUCGUCGAUGUUGUUAAUCAGCUCGCGAUCUUGAUGCUUCCGGUGCCAAUGAUUUUGAGAUUGGAGAUGCAAAUGCGUUACCGAGUCCUUAUCGUCUGCAUUUUCGCCGUUAGCUUCCUUACUCUGAUAUUUGGUGCUAUUCGGCUUUACACAGCUUUACAAAUCGAAUUCAACGAUUUGUCGUACACGGCGGUGCAAACAACGAUAUACGGAGCAGGCGAGGUUGGCAUUGCCAUAAUUAUAUCUAGCUGUCCGCUACUUCGCCCUCUUUUCGACAAGGUUUUCUCAACAAGUACGUCUGGGAACUCGAUAUGGGAUAAGGGGGGCACCGAGGCUUCGAUAUCAUCCCGGAACCGAAAAACGGCGAGAUCGAGCGGGUUUACGCAGAUGAAUGAAUCACAAGAUAACCUCGAGCUGGGAAACAUUGGCGCGCAUCGAAAUAAACGAAACACAAUCGUCACAGCCGGUAGACGACCACCUUCAACCGAUGACGAGGACGAUAGCUCUAUACAUCGGAUAGUGGUGGUGAGCGAGACGAUCGUUAGUAGAGACCAAGGAAAUCUUUGAUUUGUGCUAUUUGGAAAACCCAAUUUCCUUUAUCUCUCUUUUA